Molecule: messenger RNA, 438 nt
Organism: Cetraspora pellucida
Lineage: Eukaryota; Fungi; Glomeromycota; Glomeromycetes; Diversisporales; Gigasporaceae
Source: the annotation of a GenBank genome assembly
GAACUUACCAAAAGCCAAGUUGCAGACUUCAAAGAAGUCUUUUCUAAACUUGAUAAAGAUAAUGAUGGCUGCAUUACAGCUACUGAACUUGGUAUGGUCAUUAAUUCUAUUGGAUAUGACUUCAGUAAAAGUCAAUUACAAAGCAUGGUUGAUAAUGUUGAUUCCGAUAAGGAUGGUAAAAUUAACUUUGAUGAGUUCCUAAAAAUGAUGACUAUUAAAAUGAGUGAAUCUGAUAAUGACAGAGCACUUAGAGAAGCUUUUAAGGUUUAUGAUAAAGAUGGCAAUGGAUUCAUUACCGCUGCUGAGUUGAAAAGCGCAAUGGAAAGUAUUGGAGAAAAGAUUAGUUAUAAAGAGGUUGAAGAAAUGAUCAGUCAUGCUGAUCUUGACGGUGACGGAAGAAUUAAUUAUGAAGAGUUCAUCAGAAUGAUGAAUUCCUAA